Messenger RNA from Lodderomyces orthopsilosis Co 90-125, 2157 nucleotides. RefSeq lists its product as uncharacterized. The transcript has a single exon. Lineage: Eukaryota; Fungi; Ascomycota; Pichiomycetes; Serinales; Debaryomycetaceae. The coding region runs from base 1 to 2157 and encodes 718 amino acids. The record is from RefSeq and is a predicted model, not a curated record.
AUGACAUUAAACGAAAUUGACCAUAAUUCGUCACCCAAUCCACAGUUCAACAAAUCAAAUUACCACUCACAGUUGUCCAAGUCGUUGUUCCGACAUUAUAAUAGGUCGGCACAAGCGCUACAAAAGAGUGGUAGCCAAACGCCAGAUUUCGUCUAUCAAGAGCCGAAAAUAUUGAACCAGCAAGAAUUUGUCGAGUACCAUCAGGAGUCUGCGUAUGGCACAAAUGAUAAUGGAUAUUUUGUGGAUAGAGGGGCUAUUUCCGUGCCGUCGUCUAGAAUUGAAACGUUCUAUACUGAUAAGUCGAUAGAAGAAGAAGUUCAUAAUAUAAUGCAAAAUUAUGAAGUCUUGCAUAAUUACGACCAGAGUGUUGAUGUACCUCCACUGCAACAUGGGGAUGAUGGAUACCGUUUGUCUUCGAAUCAUCAGUACGAUGAAAACGUUCAACCUGUUUACCAAGAGCAAUUACAUCGAGAUUACCAAAACACAGCAACUCAGCCACAGUAUCAGAAUCAUGUGGAAUACAAUGUUAAUCAGGGUUCGCAAAAUCUACAUUUCACCAGCCAGCAUCACUACCCUCACCAGCAACCACCACAACAAUACCAUGAGCAGCUACCGGUUGACAAUCUACAUCAACAGCAAGCUGCGCAUCAUCUGCAUUCAUAUUCUAAACAAGUUCACCCUGAACAAUAUGAAAAUGUACAAUCAUCAUUUCCCCCAACAUUUAAUCAACCUUACAACUCACACCAUAUACCUUCACAAGCGACCCAGUUUAACAAUCUUCAUAAACAGUCCAAUUUCCAGUAUCCUUCUGAUGUCGCGAAAAAACCUAAUGAAGCUCAACAAUUGCCAAACUUUUCACAAGCGACUCAACUGAAUGUCCCUGCAAACAACGAUAUGGCGAAUUUCCCACAUGGACUUCCAACCACAAAGGAAACAACGUUUGAACCUAAGACUAAAGCAAAGCGAGGAAGACCAAGAAAAAAGCCAGGCUUUCAUUUAAAGUUGGAUGGAAUAAAUAAAAAGGUCAAUCUACCAAACAGACUCGUCUCCUCAUCUCAGUCUGAUUCCGGAACUGAUUAUUGGAACAGAACGCCAGGUGGUGUAAAUCAUGGUCCACUGCGACUCUCUAUGACGUUAACACGCGAAGAUUUUGAUGUGAAACGAGAUAUGCAAUUGAAUGAGGGUACUAUGUAUGAGUCAGUUCCCAGUUUCAACCUAACACCAUCUGUUGAACCACCAGCAAAGAGCUACUUUGAAUUGGACCAUACGCCAGGUAUUGACACUGUUGCAAGUGGAAGUUACUUCUCCCCCGCCGCAGGUUUCGAUGGUGGAGUAAACAAUUUCAACCAAUCCUUUGAAAUUUACCUAAAUAAGGGAAGUCAUUUUCUGAAUACUCAGUGUGAGGAGAUAGUGGACUCAAACAUUAUGGGUUUUCCAAUUCCCGAAUUUCGAGAAGAAGACGCGGGUGAAGGACAUCAGGAACCUAUAAAGGAAGAAUUCACUCCGUUAGGCUUAUCAGUUGAUCCUUAUGUGUCUCAAAACGAAUCAUCACCAGGGAAAACCUCAGGGGCUGAUGUCGACAACUAUUCACAAUCCACAUAUUCUGCAGACAUUCCACAAUUCAACAUUGAUCAAUACAUAAAUUCCGAUGAAGAUCAUGAAGUAUAUCCAACGGUGAACCAAACGCUCUCAAAUCAUAGCUCUCCCCAUAGUACAGCAUCAAUUGGAUCUGAAGUCAACAAGCAAGAGCCCAAAACCAAAUCACAUGCAGCACCUAAAAAGAAGACAAGUAAAGGAGCCCAUUGUCCCGUUUGUGACAAGUUCAUUAGUCGUGAUUUAACUCGUCAUAUGCGAAUACAUAAUGAAAUUGGUAGAUUCCAAUGUGUUUACCCUAGAGAAAUGUGUAAUCACAAGACACAAAAUUUUAAUCGACCUUAUGAUUACAAGAAACAUUUGUUGCAUCUGCAUUUCAAAUUUGACGAUGCAAGGGGUAAGACGGCUCAUACUUUAGGAGAUAAAUUACCAUUGAGUGGUGAAUGUGUGGCUUGUGGUGCAAGAUACAUUGCUAAUGAAUGGUUGAGCGAGCAUGUAUUGACUAGAAAUGAGGAGCAUAGAUGUGCAUAUGUUGAUGCUAAGGCUCUGAUUGAACAAUCUUGA